Molecule: messenger RNA, 3089 nt
Organism: Plodia interpunctella (Indianmeal moth)
Lineage: Eukaryota; Metazoa; Arthropoda; Insecta; Lepidoptera; Pyralidae
Gene: Amt
Product: Ammonium transporter
Exons: 12
Coding region: 165-1997 (610 amino acids)
Biological process (GO): ammonium homeostasis; ammonium transmembrane transport
Cellular component (GO): plasma membrane
Molecular function (GO): ammonium channel activity
Source: RefSeq, a predicted model, not a curated record
AAAGAAGUAAAAGAAAUUAUCCCUACAUCCAACCAAACUUCAUAAAAACAAAUACUUAUUUUAAAAUAAAAAGAACAUUUCAAUUUCGAACAAUAAAUUUUUUAUAUACAAAAAGCAACAAAAGAAAACAUCCACAGCCGACCAUAGACAUAUUUUACAUCAAAAUGGAAUACAACGAAACCCUCUACGAGGGUCCACACAUAGGGCUCCGGUCCCCAAACCUAACCAACUCCACGGUCACCCUGCAGGAGAGCUUCGAGAUUGACUUAGAGGAUACCAACUGGAUUCUCACCAAUUCUUUCAUAAUCUUCACAAUGCAAACUGGAUUCGGGAUGCUGGAGUCAGGUUGUGUUUCCAUAAAAAAUGAGGCUAACAUCAUGAUGAAGAACUUGGCAGACAUCUCUCUCGGUGGUCUAACCUACUGGAUCUUCGGUUACGGCAUGUCCUUCGGCCAGGGCCCGUAUUCCAACUCCUUCAUAGGACUGGGCGACUUCCUGGUGGACCCGCCGGUGGGGGACGCUCUCAUGGGGCCAGUGCUGGCCUCGUUCCUGUUCCAGCUGUCCUUCGCGACCACCGCCACUACCAUAGUCAGCGGCGCUAUGGCCGAGAGAUGCAACUUCAAGGCAUACUGCCUGUUCUCGUUCCUCAACACCAUUGUGUACUGCGUGCCGGCCGGGUGGGUGUGGGGCUCCCACGGGUUCCUCAACAAGAUGGGCGCCGUCGACAUCGCCGGCUCUGGACCUGUUCAUCUUAUUGGUGGCUCGUCGGCCUUCGCGUCCGCACUGAUGCUGGGCCCUCGCCUGGGUAGAUACGAGAAGGGCCUGGCUCCGCUUCCUCUAGGGAACCCGGUCAAUGCUGUGAUGGGAACCUUUGUACUGUGGUGGGGUUGGCUGGCUUUCAACUCUGGCAGUACCUACGGGGUAAGCGGUGCCAAAUGGCAGUACGCAGCGCGAGCAGCCGUAAUGACAAUGAUGGGUUCCUUCGGCGGAGGAGUUUUCGGCUUGUUAUAUACGAUGAUAAAGAACAAAGGGAAAGCCGAAGUUAUGGAUCUCAUUAACAGUGUUUUAGGAUCUCUGGUCUCAAUUACAGCUGGCUGUUUCCUGUAUCGUGCAUGGGAAGCCAUUUUGAUUGGUAUGAUUGGCGCUUGUAUCGCGAUUGUGACCUGCCCGCUGUUCGACCGGAUCAAGGUCGACGACCCCGUCGGCGCCUCUGCCGUGCACGGCGCCUGCGGCUUCUGGGGAGUGCUCGCCGUUGGUCUAUUUGCUGACAAUCCAAUUCCGAUGGAAACGACCAAUGGGAGAUCUGGUCUCUUCAAAGGUGGUGGCUGGUACCUCCUAGGCGUGCAAGCGCUAACAGGCGUCUGCCUCAUGACCUGGGCGUCUCUGGUCACCGUGGCGCUGCUCUGGCUCAUAGACAAGAUAAUGCCGAUCAGAAUGGACCCGUAUGAGGAGCUGCUGGGGGCAGACUUGACUGAGCACAGAAUACGGCAUGGACAAGUGGGAGUGUCCCGCGCAGUGUCAGCCUUACGACCGUUCCACCGCUCGCACAGUAUCGAGGGGGUUGACGGCAUCGGCGUCAACUCUGGACACACUAUUAUUUUGGACAAGCUCAGUGAAAUUAACAACCAAAAAUUAAAAGAAGGUAACCUAAAAAUGUUCACAAACAACGCAUUCGAAGACCAUGGACAAGGAAGAAAAAGAAAAGGACUGUUGAAUCAUGCCAGCAACCCGGCUAAUGAUCUCCACCGCGCUCUAGACUCUAUGGUUCUAGAAAUGAAUGGCGCGAAAUUCAAAAAUAGAACCAACGGAGAAAGUUCAAAAACGCGAAUAGCGCCUGAGGAGUUGAAAGGGAAAAAGUUGAAAGAAUUAUCUGUUCAGGAAUUGGAAGAUGUUGAAGAAAUAAAUGCAAAUAUGGACAGAUUUCGACAUAGAUUUGGGGAGGAUGAUUAUAAAAGGGAUGUGAUGCGCGCUAAUAGUAAUAUUCGAUGGAUUGAUUAGUGCAAUUUUGUGUAAAUUCUUUUGGAACGUAUGUAUAUGUGGUCGUCCAAAUCAAAAGGGACCUUAUGGCGCCUGGCACUUACGCCAUUAUUUUGUUUUGGAACAACGGCGAUAAAGAUCUGAGUGCUAGCCGCCAUAAGGUCCCUUUUGAUUUGGACGACCAAAUAUUUUUGUUUAUGAAAAACUAGUCUUAUUAAAAAAAGUGUUAACAAAAGAUCCAUUCUAUAGAAAUAAUUUAUUCAGAAAUUAGUCCUUCAUUUUAAAUUCUAUAUAAUAAAUCUGAAAGCUGCAAACUAUUUGCAUUUUGGAACGACCACUGCUGAGAAGAAAAGCCGAAAGAAACUCAUUUCAACUUUUUGGUUCCCUAUCAUGCCAGAGGGGCUUACCAUUAAAUUUUUUUAUUUAGUUUUUUAUCAGUAAUAUAACAAAAUUGUAACGAUACGAAAAGUAAACAUAAACAUGUUACAAUGUUGAUUGUGAUAGAACGCUGUGAAAGAAAUAGGAAUAUAAUAAUAUUAAAUAAUGAUUAUAACCGAACAAAAUAUACGAUAAUCGAGCAGACUAGCUGCACUAUGCACGAGUUGACGCAUGAUAGACGCUUACGAUUUAUAUGCAUUCGAAUCUCGAUUAGAAAUGAUAUUUUUAAUAUGAAACGAUAGUCAAUACCAUAGACAAGCAUAAUUGCAGUAGGUAACUAAAACAAAUAUUACUUAGAUAAAUCAGUUAAUAUUACAAAACACAAAGUACUCUCCCGCGUCUGUCGGCACGGAUGAGAUUGUGUGAUUCCGUGAGGAAGGUAUGAUUCAAUAUGUUUUUAACCGAGCGAAACCGUGACAGGUCGCUAGUAUUAUAAUAGUAUAGAAUUCUGUCAUAACUUGUCAUAUGUAAAUAUAUGGCCAUCCAAAUCAAAAGGGCGUUAUAAUCAAAGGACAUUAUGGCACCCGGCACUUACGCCAUUAUUGCCGUUGUUUUGUAUUCGAAGAAAGGCAAUAAAGACCUAAGUGCCAGCCGCCUUAAGGUCCCUUUUGAUUUGGACGGCCACAUAAGAUCAGUAAGGUUUCUUAGCAAAUAAAAUAAAAAAUGUUUCAAAAA